Molecule: messenger RNA, 1768 nt
Organism: Exophiala viscosa
Lineage: Eukaryota; Fungi; Ascomycota; Eurotiomycetes; Chaetothyriales; Herpotrichiellaceae
Exons: 1
Coding region: 291-1364 (357 amino acids)
Molecular function (GO): acyltransferase activity, transferring groups other than amino-acyl groups
Source: RefSeq, a predicted model, not a curated record
ACGUCUUGGUUUCAACAGUCAUGGUUGAAGUCGCGCCCAACUGCAGUAGAUCAAUGCAGAGCGAUUAAUAACAAAUCUACAAGAUAAAGAAUAAUCGCACGAUAAUUUCGUCGAUAAAGAACACUUCUGCCAGCAUGUCAAUAAUGACUCACAAUGUUGUCGAACGACCGCAUUUAUAGUCCUUGAUGAUCGGCGCAAACACAGGGCAAAGCCGAGUCAAAUAUUAUCUGCCAGCCUUCACCUGCGACGAGAAUUUGUGGUCGAUCUGCCAGUGAGGUAGCCUUGUGGACAUGAUGCAUCAUGAUAGAGCGACGAUCAAAGGCGCUGCUCUGUCCCAAGCACAACUCCCAAGAUUCCUGGAGAAAUUAGAGCCACUGUUACCUUAUUCCAUCCCUCUUGUCAGAAGGAUUCAAUUCCAUCUGGACCAUCCCAUCUCGAAGACUGCAAGGAUCUAUGUGGCUGUUGCCGACACCGGGGUUACUGGCACCACAACUGGCACUGUUGAAGGCGGGAGCUGGCUUGAUGAAUGGCUCCAUGAUGCCACGACGACAACGGAUUCUGCCUCGCCAUGGGUCGCAGCGCACAUCGACCUAAUCAACUACGGCCAGACACAAGGCUGGGUUUUUGGCAGCUGGGAACAUCCUUCGAACCAUGACCCCGACAACCACACGAUAUACAAAGCUCUGAUGGACCAGCUGUACACAUAUAUCUACACCGUCCUUAUACCGGAGAUGUCGACCGAGCCGCCAGAGGACUGGCUCCUCCUCAAGCGCACGGGCAAACGUAUCACGGAGCCUUUCUCGCGAGUCAAAGUCCUGUUUGGGACCCUGGGUGACAAACUAUGGGAGUACUUUUACGAAAAGGCGCGGUCGCGAACGGACCCAGGGUACUACAAGUACAUAUUCACGCCGGAAAAUAAAGCUACGCAACCCGACGACGACAGUUUCCCGCUGCCGGAGGGGUAUAGGUUCGGCGAGAUGCAGCCGCAUGAUUUACAAGCUGUGCUGGAUCGGACUGAUAUCCCAAGAACACUGCACACGCUGAGUCAGUAUGUCAGUGUGAGUUUGUUGUACGGUGACAAUCCGACGCCAAUUGGAUGGGGAUUCCUGGGGAAGGAUGCGAGUAUAUCCAGUCUACAUACGGAGCCGGAGCAUCGCGGCAAAGGGCUGGCGGCGUGUUUGAGUAGGGAAUUGUUCAAGAGGCAGGGGAGGGCGUUUGCCGGGCAACAGAGCUGGGGGCAUGCUGAUGUUAGUAAGGAGAAUGUGCCUAGUCGGAGGGUUAUGGAGAAAUUGGGUGGGCAGCCCAUGUGGAUGGUUAUGUGGUGUGAGAUGGAUCUAGAGAUUGUCUGUGGGGAGGCGAAAUGAAGGGUGUCGUUGAUUGUGAUAUAAUGUCACUGAGGGCUUUGAGAACAGAAUGGAUAGAUAGACUACGAAUAGCGGAAAACCUUGGGGGAAGGCAGAGUGGAAGCCAUUCGGGGUCCUCUUCGGUCACUACUGUACUACCUAGCCCGAUAGUUAUUAGGUAUUCAUUCAACUCUUCUCAACCAACAGAAGGAUUCUUAGAUUCCCCAGGUCUACCAUCGUUGUUUUUUCGUGCAACCUGACGUUGAGCCUGGAUCAAUCAUCACAUUUGAAUAUAUUAGGAAUGUCUCAGGAGAUCUACCGUGUACUGUGUAUCAGUGGGCAAAUAGGGUCUUUAUUCAAAUCGGUUACUGAAUAAUGGUAGCAUGGGGUGAUUUUACUAAUACCGCAUAUAUCAUCUAGCUAUC